GUGGCGUUGGCAGCCUGUCAAUCCCUCACCGGAGCGGCCAUCAAACAACAUAAAACACGCGCGGGCACCGGGCGCGGGGCUCAUAAAUUCCGGCGGGCCGAUAUUUUUGCACAUUGCUUUGCAGAGAGUGUGUAAUUAAUUUUUUUACAGUUCUUUCCCCGUUAUUUCCGCUCUUUUCUUUGCACAAGUUCAAACUUUUGAUUGCUGCUGUCUCACCCCCGUGCACAGACUUGGGAUCGUUUGUUAUUUGGGGGGGAGGGCAAUUAAUUUUUUUUUUCCCUCUGUGAUUGUGUUUUCUUGGCUUUUUUAUGUUGCAAUUUGGGGGUGGGGGUGUUCGCUGGUUUGUUGUGGUUUUUGCUGUUUGCACCCUCCCAACUUCUGAAGGAUUUGAAAGCGAGUUUUUUUGAUUUUGUAUUUAAUUUUUUUUUAAAUUUUUGCCUUUUUGCAAAGAAGAUUUUUGGACAAGUGGGGAAGACAUAAAAAGCAACAAUAAAAAUAAAAAAGGAAAAAAAAAAAGCUUUGGAGGAAGAUUGUACCAGGAAAACCUCGCAGAAAUCUGCUCAGCUCAUUUAUCCGAGGCACCAAUAUGAUGAUGAUGAAAGAAGAUUGUAACUAAAGAAGAGAGUGAUUUACAGCCCUGGGAAGGAGAAGAGAGUGGAAUAAACAGCUGAGAUCCGGUCAAAACACAAAUACUACAUUUUUUUUGUUAUUGUUUUGUUUGGCUUUUUUUUUUUUUCCCCUUUUUUCGUGGUGUGCGUGCAGAGCGCGGUCAGGAGCGCGGCACUGGGACUGAGCGGGGCAGGCGCUGCCGUGACCGCCCGGAGCGCGGCCCGGCCCGGAGCCAUGGACGAUCAGUCCAGGAUGCUGCAGACUCUGGCCGGCGUGAACCUGGCCGGGCACUCGGUGCAGGGGGGCAUGGCCCUGCCGCCUCCCCACGGACACGAAGGGGCUGACGGCGACGGCAGGAAGCAGGACAUCGGCGACAUCCUCCAUCAGAUCAUGACCAUCACUGACCAAAGCCUGGAUGAGGCACAAGCAAAGAAACACGCCCUGAACUGCCACAGGAUGAAACCCGCCCUGUUCAGCGUCCUCUGCGAGAUCAAGGAGAAAACAGGUUUGAGCAUCCGAGGAGCCCAGGAGGAAGACCCUCCCGAUCCUCAGCUAAUGAGACUAGACAAUAUGCUUCUGGCAGAAGGAGUCUCAGGUCCAGAGAAAGGUGGGGGAUCGGCGGCAGCAGCUGCAGCCGCAGCAGCCUCUGGAGGGUCUUCAGAUAACUCUAUUGAACACUCAGAUUACAGAGCCAAAUUGACCCAGAUCAGACAAAUCUAUCACACAGAGCUGGAGAAAUAUGAACAGGCAUGUAAUGAAUUUACCACUCAUGUAAUGAACCUCCUCAGAGAACAGAGCCGGACACGUCCCAUUUCUCCCAAGGAGAUUGAAAGGAUGGUGGGCAUCAUUCAUCGAAAAUUCAGUUCCAUCCAGAUGCAGCUCAAACAAAGCACUUGUGAAGCAGUAAUGAUUUUAAGAUCAAGGUUCCUUGAUGCCAGACGGAAAAGGCGUAACUUCAGUAAACAAGCCACAGAAAUCUUGAACGAGUAUUUUUACUCCCACCUCAGUAACCCCUACCCCAGUGAAGAAGCCAAAGAAGAGCUGGCAAAGAAAUGCAGCAUCACGGUAUCGCAGGUGUCCAACUGGUUUGGCAAUAAGAGAAUCAGGUACAAGAAGAACAUCGGGAAGUUCCAGGAGGAAGCCAAUCUGUACGCGGCAAAGACGGCUGUGACUGCAGCGCACGCCGUGGCUGCGGCUGUCCAGAACAACCAGACCAACUCCCCCACCACCCCAAAUUCUGGUGGAUACCCUGCGUCAUGUUAUCAAUCAGACGGGAGGAUACAAUGAUGGCUUGGGAGGAAAUUCACUGUACAGUCCACAUAAUUUAAAUGUGAGUACCCAGGGGAACAGUGGUUUGGAGAGCCAUAAGCGCAGUGGCAGGUAAAUGCAGUCAUUAAUACCUGUAUUAAUUGCUCUUGCAAAAAUGUUGUUUAAUAUCUCAUCUUUGGGGAUGAACCACAGAACAGCCCUUGGUGCAGCUGUAAGGCUUUGCUAGUGUAAGAAGAGAGAAAUUCCAGAUCCGGGACUAUAAAUGGACAGAUUUUUUUUUUUUUUGUUUCAGCCUUAUGAGUUAAAAGGUAACAGACUCUGAGAGGCUCCUGCAGCUCAGCAGCCAGGCAGGGAGCUCUGCUGGGCUGUGCUGCCCGUGCCAGGCAGCUCCCACAGGCUGUGGUGCACCUUUGGCCGUGUUAAGGGUGCCCGUUUUUCCCGUGUGUGAGAGGCACCUUUGGCCUUGUUACUGCAAACGGCAGCGAACAGUCAGUCUGGCUAACAGAUGCCAGUAAAUUGAGGGAUUCGAGGCUUGAUGGUGAUAGGUGCUAAAUGUCCUCCCGCUGGCCGUAAGCGAUGGGAUGUGACAGUGCCCGGGCUGGGCACGCUGUGCCCGCAGGCGCCGGGAUAAAUCAGCGUGGAGAUGUGUUCUUCCUUCGGCUGGGAGCGGGGACGGAACAGCCCCCGGCAGCGGCGAGGCUCAUUCCUCAUCCCCAGCUUGUGUCUCCCACUUACAGCUGCAACAAUUAGUGCUUUAUUCUUUUAAUGUUUUGUAUUUUCUUGAGAGGUGAUUUUUCUUUG
Cinclus cinclus is the source of this 2679-nucleotide messenger RNA. It is a transcript of the gene PBX3, whose product is annotated as PBX homeobox 3. Bases 844 to 1896 code for a protein of 350 amino acids. Lineage: Eukaryota; Metazoa; Chordata; Aves; Passeriformes; Cinclidae. Gene Ontology annotation, biological process: brain development; animal organ morphogenesis; regulation of transcription by RNA polymerase II. The transcript is spliced from 7 exons. The record is from RefSeq and is a predicted model, not a curated record. Gene Ontology annotation, cellular component: nucleus. Gene Ontology annotation, molecular function: RNA polymerase II cis-regulatory region sequence-specific DNA binding; DNA-binding transcription factor activity, RNA polymerase II-specific.